Messenger RNA from Anastrepha ludens (Mexican fruit fly), 514 nucleotides. RefSeq names its product UPF0389 protein CG9231. Lineage: Eukaryota; Metazoa; Arthropoda; Insecta; Diptera; Tephritidae. The coding region runs from base 95 to 472 and encodes 125 amino acids. The record is from RefSeq and is a predicted model, not a curated record. The transcript is spliced from 2 exons.
AAUUUACAUGGGUUGAUUUUUCACUAGUUGGGUUACGUGCAAAGGAGCAAAGGUUUUAUAACUAAAGUAAUUUAAUUUUAAUUGCGAUACGAAGAUGUUUGGAGUACUUGAUUCAAUUGUAAAAGGAACAAAGUACUCCAUUGGAGAGUUUAGACUCCGAAGAUCGUUUGGACAGGAGACUGGUAAACCAAUUCAUGGGUAUGCCCCAAACAACCUUGAAAAACGGUUCUUGGUAUGGAGUGGAAAGUACAAAACUGUUGAUGAAAUUCCGCCGUAUGUGAGCAAAGAGGUCAUGGAGCGAUGUCGCAACAGAAUGCGGAUACGGAUGUCGAAUAUAAUGAUGGCACUUACGGUAGUGGGUUGCUGUAUUAUGGUAUAUAGUGGAAAGCAAGCUGCUAAAAGUGGUGAUUCUGUAGUCAAACAAAAUCUGGAUUGGCACAAAAAAUAUAAUGAGGAAUCAAAAAAAGUUUAAAUUUCAAAUGAGCAAAUAAAAAUAUAAAAAUAAUUUCUCUAA